Molecule: messenger RNA, 6597 nt
Organism: Chiloscyllium plagiosum (whitespotted bambooshark)
Lineage: Eukaryota; Metazoa; Chordata; Chondrichthyes; Orectolobiformes; Hemiscylliidae
Source: RefSeq, a predicted model, not a curated record
GAGCCUUUCGCUGUAUAAUAAAGGUGAGAUAAGGACAUCCGGCCAGAGAAUGAGAGCUGAGAUGUGUUAUCUCGGAUUUCGUGUGCCAAUGAGGAGGAUCAAGUGUCUUUACGUCAUUUUAUUUUAAAAUGAUGAAAUCUCAGAGGAAAAAAAAUUGCUGUUAAUCGGUGCAUUUGGCUUCCGGUUUCUGUGAAGCUUUUCAGUGUCCUUCCCAAUCUGGAGGAGCCGCUGGUCCGGGCAGAGCAGAUUCAGUGACAACUCUGCAGUUUAUUAAACCCCAUUGUUCUAGAGCUGAAGCAGUACAAGUUCUUCACCUUGAACCGAUUUUUAAAUCAGUGUGACUGCCGCUUCUUUCUCCUGUUGCCUUUGAAAAAGCCCAGCGAGCGCCAGGGAAUACAUGGCUCAGCACCUCCCACAUACCUAUCCGUGACAGCCUGGAAAUGCACCAUUGUCGCAGUUUUCACAAUCAUCCGACUGAAGUCGUUUGACAAUUAACCUCAUUCACAGCGGCUGCGAUGUAAGGAAAUAACACAAAUUGUUAAUCGUUCAACAGGCUUCUCUUUGGACCGGUUGAACUUGCUUCAGUGAAGAUGAGACGGAGCUUGAAAGUCAAGAUACAAAUUUCAUGGUGCAGUCCUUCAAGUUAAAGGAUAUUUAGACAUAAAGACUGAAGCAGAAAACACUUGAACAUACCAGCUGAAUGAUAAAGGAAGACUUCAAGAAUAAUGUGACAGGUUAAUUAAUGAAAAUACUGGAGAAUAAGGCAGCUGCCUGUGCACCUUUUAAAUAUAUCAGAAAUUCAUGACCUAAUGACACAAGUUACAAUCAUCUAAGUUUUACUCAAUGAGGAAGUGAUUUGAAAAUCAAAUUCUGGUAAUCACUUAUGCUAAAACAACCACUUAAGUGCCACCAAGGGAGUAAACUUAAUCAAUAUCAGUAUGUUUUCUAAUGUUAAUGGCUAAUUAUAAAUACCACAAAUGCAGAAAACAGAAAGCCAACAGUCUCAUGGGCCCAAAACUGUUUAUAUUGCAAAUAAAAACCGGUAUAAGUCAGAUGUUGUGGAAUCAGCUAAAGAGGAAAACAGAACAAAGGGCCAUAACAAUAGCUUGGAUCUGCUACCAGGAACUGCAAGACACACAGAUCCGCUCGGUGACAGGGUGCUGAACUGUAACAUGCAUCUAAACAACAGUAAUUCAGAAGAAACAAUUGAGUGUGAAACUGACGUAAACCAAACUGGAGGGAUUGAGGGAACUGGUGUGAACACAGCCACUGCAGUGGCUCCAGGGAAACAAUCACCUUUUGUAUCACUUACCUCUUCAGAUUACUGCUGCCAUCUGCAGAAGCUGUCUGUUGAAUCAAAUGCAGAAUCUACACAUGGAGAUAAAAUGGCAACAGGUAGGUGGGAGCAUCAGUCUGGAUCACAGUCAUUGGACCUCAACACAAGUUGUGAAGAAUAUUCUCUGGGAUCAUCUGUGGAACAAGAAUUUCCCAAAGACGUGACAUUGUCAUAUUGUGUUAUCAGACAAAGAUCUGGAGUUUGUGAUUCUGAGCUUCAGGAGAGUGCAAGAAGGAGGUUGUGCAUUCUAGAGAGUGAAAACAAGGAUAUUGUAGCGUUGUUUAAUGAAUUGUCAGCAAGACUAUUGUCCAUACUUGCAGAAAAGGAUCGCUUUAUUCUCACCUUCAAAACUGUAGAAGAAAUAUGGAAAUUUACAACUUAUCUUUCCCUAGGGUUUGUUGGGCGAUGUUUGGAGAACUUGUUGUUUGAUCAACACCUCUGGUUGAACGUUUCUCUUGUGGAAGAUGUAAAGAUUCAAGUUGAAGUGAAUGAAGCUGAUUUAUCAAUGAUGUAUCUGGAUCUUUUAUUACAGGAAGGGCCCUUCUUCACCAGAAUCUUAUCGAAUAUUCUGAAGAAUGAAGAGGAAGACGUGCACAUCUGCAAGGAUGACCUCAUCAUGCUUAAAGAUAUUGGAAACACCUUAAAAUGGGAAGCAACUUCACUUUCGACCAAUGAAACGGGCCUUCUUCCGUCGCUGAUUAGUUACAAUACAGUGGCAUUCAUUCACAGAUGGUUCCUGAAGGUCACAGCAGGAAAAUUCAAUGGAUAUAAGGAAGCUAAACAGCACCACUUUGCUCAGUCAGUCGGUACUGGUACCUGUGUUGCAACUAUGGAUUACCAAGAGGGCGAGGCAGAUGAAUUGCAUUUCAUUAAAGGAGAAAGAAUUCAGAUCAUCGGCUUCCUACUUUCUAACCUGCAGUGGGUUUUGGGAAAGUCUUUAUCUUCUGGAGAAACUGGGUUUGUCCAAAUAAGACACAUGCAACCUGACCAAUUCACAGCAUUGGCUGCCCAUCUCUUGUUUAUAAGCGAUGAAGAAAAAUCAUCUCUGGUUACCUUUAAAAAACCUGAUGAACAGCAUUGCAUCAAUCUCCUGAACAAGCUCUGCCAAACUGACAUCAGCACAGUUUAUCGUUUAGGAGACCUCCUUCAUUCAACAUCUGCAAACCAUCUCCCUUCUGGUCUAACUGGACUUGUUUGUGGAAGGAACAUUCCUGAGAUAAAUUCUUCUAAACCUAAGGAAUUUCAAAAAUUUGUUCCAGAGCCAGAUCAACUUGAUGAACCGAAGUUCUGUAUAGACCAUAAUCUUGAAGGCUUGGAUGAUCCUGCAACCUUUGACCCUUUACUACUAUUCCUAAACCAUGAAGAAUAUGUGGUGCACUUCAAACAAUUCUAUGAUUUGUCCUUUUCCUUUGUAGGGUCUUCUUUAUUUGGGGUAACUGAAGAAAAAAAAGUAUUACAAUAUUUGGAAAUGGCAAGAGAGAUAGCCAAAAGAUACAACAAACAUUGGGCUUAUUCCAGAAUCUGUUUCCUUUUAGGAAGACUUUGUGCGAAAAGGCUCAGGUUCUCACAGGCCAGAGUUUACUUUGAAGAAGCAAUGACUCUGGUGCAAGGGUCAUUUUCUGACUUAUAUCUAUUGACUGCUUUGUAUGUAAACUUGGCUUCUGUGUACUUGAAGCUAAAAAUGAAAGAGAAAUCUCAUAACCUUGUUGAAAAGGCUGCAACUCUUCUCUUGUGCAUCCCUUGCCAUAUUUUUAGCUCGGAGAAUGAAUUAGAGAUACUUAACAUGAUACUUAAAAAAGCGAUGAUUGCUGAUGAUCAUCUCCUGGAGGCACGUGUCUGUUUUCUGAUAUCAAAACUUUUUUUGGAAAUUGGAAAGUCUGAAGAAAUGUUGCCAUUUGCUGAACAUUUGCAGUUUCUUUCAAAUAAUUUUGGUUCGAAAAGCAAUAAAGUCCCAGUAGAUGUGUAUUUGAUUUUAAGCUCAAUAUAUAAGAAAAAAUGCUUACCAGAACUUGCACUAGCAGCAUUAAGACUUGCUCAACCUGGCUCAAGCAACACGUUGUUUGAUUCUCUGCAGAAGACUGAUCUGGUCAUGGAAAUAGUCUCAAAAUCAAACUAUCCAGGGUAUUGUAAUUGUCAAAUAGCUACACAAGCUGCAUUUUACCUUCAAGAGGCUUCAGAUCUCUCAACCAAUGUGAGCGAUAUAAUCAUUCAGAGAGACUUGUAUUUCGCCUUGGCCAAUCUAUACCAGCAAUAUAAGCUAUAUGAAAGGGCAAUUGAUUUCACGACAAAAUCUGCAGAAAUAGCAAAAUACAUCAACGAUUGGGGAGCUUUCAGAAUCUCUCUUUUUCUUGCUUGGUUGUAUAUUUUAAAUAAUCAGCCUGUUGUGGCAUUUGGAAUAUUGAAUUCCCUUUUGGAAUCAUCACUUCAGACAUAUGGUCCUAUCGAGCUGGGAGUUGUUCAUAACAUGUUGGCAAUAUCUUUAAGGAGGAAAGGUACACUGAAGGAAGCUUUGGAAAACUGUCUGUGUGCAAUAAUGGCUGCAGAAGAGACUGGUAUAAAACAUAACCAAGCUAUCGCUAAUGCUAACUUUGGGUCUCUGAUUCUGUGUUGUAAACAUUUAACACUGCCGGAACGCUACCUCAGUAAUUCUCUGAAUAUAUAUUUGGAAAUGCAAGACUGCAGCUUGGAAUCAGAUUGUGUGCAAGUACUUCUUUGUUUAGGACAAUACUACGUGGACAGAGGCUUGAGGGAGAACGGUAGACUGAAUUAUGAGCUAGCACUUCUUAUUGCCAUGAAAAACAAUAGUAUUUAUUACCAAAUUCAGGCUCUUGAACAACUCUGCAGUUUUUAUGAGAACAUUUUAUACGAUAAACAGCAAUGUAGAAUAUAUUAUGAGCACUGGCUGACACUUUCCCAAAAGUUAAAGGACAAGGAGCAAGAGAUGAAAAUUUUGAAAAUUCUAAGCCACCUUCACCUGUCUUUUAACACACAGAGUUCCUACAGAUUGUCAUUAGAUUAUACCAAACAGAACCUGAGGAAUUUUAUUGAUCUCGGAAUGCAUUACAAGGAAGCAAAGGCAUGGCUGCUGGCUGGAAAGCUCUAUUACCUGAUGGAAAAGUACGAACUUGUUGAGCUGUACUUUCAGGCAGCUAUACAAACAGCACAGCGAAUGGAGGAUUUGCACUUUAUAAUGAAAAUCAAUGAAGCAGCAGGGGAUAUGUUUUACAAUGGGCCUAGGGAGCGAGAGAAAGCAAUAUCGUUUUAUAGGACUGGGGCAAUCCCGCUGGCUAGGAUGACAGGAGAUACUGAUGCAGAGCUCAGACUUUUUAAUAAAUUGACUGAGCUUAGUAUUAUACUGAACCGUUUAGAACAAGCCCGAGAAUAUGCAAUUGCAGCUGUAAGACUCAGCAUAAAUACUGGAAGCCAACUGAAGGAACAAAUCGCUUUUUAUCGACUAGCAACAGUGUACUACUUAUACCAGCAAUAUGAGAUGGCUGAGAACUAUUACCUGAAGGCGUUGUCACUCAGUCCCUACACAUUGCAAUCUGAUAAAGAAGCGACGUACUACAUGAAGGUUUACUUGAGACUAGGUGACAUUACACUCCACAAACUCAAGGAUGCACAUGAUGCUGCUGGCUACUUCCAUUUGGCUUUUGCUGCAGCUACUGAAGUAGGGAACAAGCAAGAUUUGUUUACUGUUUCCACCAGACUUGCCAACAUUUAUAAGAAUUACAUUGUGAAUGAAGAUCUGCAUUUGCAGUUUGUUCAGCAAGCCAAGGCUCUUGCUACACAAAUGCAAAAAUAAUCCCAUGAACAAGCUAAUGUGAAGAUACAUAAGAUAUAGAAUGAACUCCUGCAUCAACUCCAUUUACUACAGCAAUUAUUUGUUUGAAAGGAAUUGUUGUAUACAGAUGCAUUUACUUUCCCUUUACAUUCAAGAACAAGUAUGAAGACCAAAGACCCAUACUAUAAGAUCAUCAGGGUUAAAAGCAAAAGGAUGUUACAAGCAUCUAAAUAAGUGGUAACUGGGAGAGGACACGUCAAAUUCUAAGAGCCAGGGAAUUAAGCAGAAGAAAAGAUGGAUGGAAGAAGAUGCAAUCCACAGUUUUCAGUUUCUUGGGAAUAAUUAGAUCACAAUUAUUGUCAAGUUAUUUUGUUCUAUUCUGAUAACCAAAAUGAAAAAGAAACCCAGAAACAUCUAGUAGUGACAGGAUUAAUGUUUUCUUCAGAUUGUUCUAUAAUCGAAAUAAAUUAACACUGCUGAAUGCUUACAAUAGCCAGGCAGCUAGAGAGCUAGAUUAAUUGAGCACAGUAUUUUGGAAACAUUCCAAUAUUGUAGACUCCAAUAUGUUUAGUUUUACUUUGGAAAUGAUUCUGAAUACUAUGGUUAUUUAAGACAAAAAAUAAGAUUAUAUAUUGAGCUUGUAGAACUACAAAAUUCAGCAUGCUAACAAUGGUAACUUAUGAUUGCAUUAACAAAAAAAAACUAUUGGUGCCACAGUAUUUCUAUAAUGCAUACAAAAGUGCAUGUGAAGAUAUAUGGCUGCUUCAUAUAAAAAUAAGCUGGAGUUCAUGAUGGCCCUAUGAAAUCAAAAGUUCUUUUUAAAAACUGCCAUUUUGGAAAAACAACACUACAAGACAUAUUUACAGUAAUACAGCAUUCUUACCUCAUUCCUGACAAGCUGUCAUACCUAAUCUGCCUUUCUUUUCAUUUUUUCACCUAUUGGGAGAUCCUCAAAUAGAUGCAUUUAGAAAUGUAGAAAUAAUUAUUGUAAGUUUGCUCUUUUCCUGAACUCUUUCUAUGACAAGUACUUGAACAUCCCCCUCCAAAAGGUGUUCACCUCUAAGUACCACACUUUGUAUAUGCAACAGUGACAUACAGUCUUACUAAGAAUACACUUCAGGGAAGACAAGUAUUAGAUUGUCUCUUAAACUGAGAUAUGAUAUCAUGAAAUCCACAAAGGAUAUGGAAUAAAUAUUUGACUGAGAAUAUUAUCUUCAGCUAAAUUACAUACAUUUAAAGUAAUUUGAAUAUGAUUAGUUUUGUGAAACAGACAAAAAAAAUCAAAGUCUUGUAUAUGCCACGGAUAUAAAUCGAGAAGUGAGUGUAAGCAGAAAUUCUAGAGAUGUAAUAAUCCUAUCAUUUUCGAUAGUAAAGAGUGACCUGUGAAGAUAUAACCUAAGUUAUAUGGGCGGCACGGUGGCACAGCAGGUUAGCCCUGCUGCCUCACAGCGCCAGAGACACGGGUUCAAUUCCCGCC